GUGAAUUCAUUUCCUGUGUCUCAUCUCAUGUUGCCAAGUGUUUAUUUUGAAUUUUAUGUAACUUGUAAAUGUUCAUAUCCGCUAUUGAAAUUAUAAAAUGAGGAGUCAAACAGCAAGUAUUAAAGAAGUUAAAACAUCGCCAUUCAGUGAUCAAAAGCCUGGUAGUUCAGGUUUAAGAAAGAAAGUCACUUUAUUUCAACAACAGAAUUACACGGAGAACUUUGUGCAAUGUAUCUUAAAUUCAAUCCCAGAAAAUGAGAGGGAAAGUUGCACAAUAGUUGUAGGAGGUGAUGGACGAUAUUACAUGAAAGAUACAAUUCAAACUAUUGCCAGAAUGGCUGCAGCUAAUGGAGUGAGUUUAGUUAUUUUUGUUGUUAAUCAAAAUUAAAUAUGAUUUUGUUUUGACCUCAAAACGUUACUGUGUGCACGUCGUAUAUUAUGUUAAUCACAAUGCAUGCGUUAAUGCAGGGUCAUUGUAUUUUUCAGUCAAUACUUCUGGACUAUUGGUGUCAAACAGGAUACUAGCUGUCUCCUAGUAGACAAGUACUAUUACUGUUUUGAUAUAUGCUAAAUAUAAAUUUCUCUUGAAUCACACAUACAAAACUUAAAAGACAUGCAAAGUCACACGAUUACAUGUUGUAUGUCCUCCGACCAAAAAAAAUUUAACUUGAAUAUAUUAAUUAUGUUCCAUACUGUAUAUAGUUCUAUGUUCUAUACUACAGAAGCUAUAGGUAUUCACUAUUGGUAUGGAAUGUUAUAUGUGACAUACCCAACAGUCACUUCGACCUCUAGGUAUUUUCGUAGAUAAACCUCCUGUGUUGUGUUUAUGUCAAAUGCACCCUUACACCUUACAAUCAUAAUGAUUACAAUCAAUCAUGCUAAUAAUGCCUAAUGUAUUCCAAUAUUGGGUGUGUGUUUAAAUUCAUUGUUAUAUCUUCAUCAAUGCAGUAAACGUUGUAAAUUCAAACACAAGAAUCGUGGGUUUUAAUCUUAUACAUAACUUUAUUUUACCAAAUACAUACAGACUGCAUGCUUGGCUACAAGUCUUGAGUCUAACUCAAACCUACUUGUGUUCUAAAACAUUUAACUAAGACUAUAUAAUGUAACAUGCGGCAUUGCCAGUGUUGACAAGUGAAACGUCAACCCCUUAGCUAGUGCUUGUUGCUCAAGUGUAUGACAACUAUAAAUUAUUAAAGAAUUAAGUAAACAUAUAUAAACAAAGUACAAUCAUGUUGUGCGGACCGAACAUCGCCGUCCCCAUGUUCAUCCUCAACAUAUGGGGUGGACGUGCACUAUUUUCCAAAGAUUGAGUUGCUUCUUAAAUAUAGUGAGGAGAUCUUUGCUACAGGCCGCACAAGUGUCCCUCUCUUUGUUUUAACUUUGACGAUGUUAGCUUGUGUAGUCCACUUUCGUCUUUGCAAUAAGUUGGGGACAUAUACUCCUUCAUUGUUUCCAAACGUGGUUGCAUGGUCACAACUUCAGCUUGUCACCAUCGGCGUUGACUAGAUAUUUUCGUGCUGAUGAAAACAAUACAUCGGGAGGUAAAUUGGGCAACCAAGGAGGAAGUGGUUUGGAGUCAAGACAAUUAGUCAAGGCUUCUUCAUCAGAGCUUCUUUAACAAGGCUUCGAGACUUCAGCCAUAACAGUGAGUAGGACCUCGUCCGUCCGGGUCUGUUUCCCAAUGACAGCUUGGAUCGCUCAUUUGCAGGACUGGACUAAGCGUUCCCAAACUACCAAAAUGAGGUGCGGCUGGUCAGUUGAAACGCCAAAUCCCUCGUUGUACCAUCUUGUCGUGAAUUUUCCCUUUAUUCCAGUUCUGGAGACAUUCACACGGCUCUCAGUUGGCGCCGACAAAGUUGGUACCAUUGUCAGAUAGGCUUCAUUGAGGCUGAAUAAUUUCCUCUUCUUGAGAUCAUUCUGUGAAGUGCCAUGAUGUAGGAAUCGGUGUCGAGCGUGUGAGCGAUCUCAAUAUGGACGGCUCGAGUGACCAAACAUGUGAACAGACAUCCAUAUCUUUUCUCAGUCUUGCGAAGACGUUUAACAGUUAAUGGCCGAUCUUUCGUAUUUUGGCGCGACAAUUCAAGGUCCAAAACUCCUGACGAGCCUCAACGAAACUGAGCCUGAAUAAAAGCAAAACUGAAUAACUAUAUGCUUAUUGGAUCACAUCAAAAACUUUAACAGUGUAACUCCGAAUUGCAAACGUAAGUAACCGUUUACUUACUAAAUCACUGGGUAUGAUGAUUCUCAAACAGAUCUAAUUACAAAGAAAGUAAGCUAGACGAUUAAGAGAUCUUGUGGCUGUAAGGACUCUAGUAACAGUUUACAAAACCUUCAUUCAACCACACUUUGAUUACUGCUCGCAAGUAUGGGGUUGUCUUGGAAUUACCCUUCAAAACCAUUUGCAACGUUUACAAAAUAGAGCACCACGUAUUAUUACAAAGCGUGGGACUGGUAUGAAUUUAGGUCAGCUGAUAUACUUUAUACCUUUAUACAGUAAAGAAUUAAAUUUACCUGAUUUAAAUCUCAGAAGAAAUAAUCAAUUAUGUACAUAAGGUAAAUAAUAAUAUGGUGCGGAUUGGUGCCUGAUUACCAAAUUGAUUUAUUCACGAAAAUAAGUACGCUUCAUAAUCAUGAAACUAGGCAGGCUGAAUUUAACUUGUAACUCCCCAGGCCAAAUACCAACUUUUGUAAAAAAUCAUUCUCGCACAGAGGAGCUGUAGCUUGGGAUGAUUUAUUACCAAACAUACAAAAUUUGGGUUCAUUCAUUUGUCAAUUUUCAAAAGGGCUCUAGUGACAAAUAGCGGUAAUAAUUCUUGAUAAUCAUAUCUUUUUUUUUCUCUUCGACCACGAAGGUAACGAGCAUGUUCGUAACCAAUCAAUCAAUCAAUCAAACUUUAUUUAUCCACUGACAGUACUAUUUCACAAAGACAAAAACUAAAAUAUUUACAAGAUGUGAUCUUCCAAUGUGCCGUGCUAUGUAUGAUUGGUUACAUGCAAUCUGAUUACAUGUAAUCAAUCAUACAUAGUUUUAUAAUUAUAAAAAGAACUUACAUGUAAUUAAAGUGCCUAUGCCACGAAAUUUCACCCCAAAGCUUUAUGGUUGCAUUGUAAAGAUCAUUUAAAAUGACUUACUAAUUUCUUUUAUAGAAUUUUGGUAACUUGCUCCCUUUUCAAUAUGUUCAACUUUGAUGUUUGUGAUGUUACUCUGAGUGUAUAUCCACACCGGGCGAGCUUGAAAAAUAUGAUCGCCCGGUGUGGAUAUACACUCAGAGUAACAUCACAAACAUCAUAUUCACCUGAGUACACAACACCAACACAGAAAAAAUCAUAUUCAACUUUGUUUCAUAUGCAAAUAUCACCGGUGUCACAUCACAUCACAUAAUGAGUUUUCAGAAAAGUACAGUUUUCUUGACGAAUACGUAUCUAAAAAACUUAAAAAUUGCCCUUGUAUAUGUAUUAAUUUCAUAACUGCUAAUUAACCCUCUGUAUUUGUUUGUAAAAAUGUUUUAUCAAGGUAAAAUAUUGCGUUUUCAAAAUGUAAUGCAUUAUGCGAUGUGAUGUCACACCGGUGAUGAAUAUCUUGCAAAAGAAGCAAGUUACCAAAAUUCUAUAAAAGAAAUUAUUAAGUCAUUUUAAGUGAUCUUUACAAUGCAAUCAUAAACAUUUGGGGUGAAAUUUCGUGUCAUAGGCACUUUAAGUUAGUACAAUAAGAUAAAGACUUUCGGCGGUGGAAGUUGGUUAUGAUAAGUCUGGUGACAUCGUGCUUCUGCGGGAGGAUAAUUGGAUGUCGCGUAGAGUAUGGAACUGGAGCGUUGGACAGUCGACCACCAGCCCGGAGUAAACCAUUCUCAUCGAGGAACGGCGUCAAGGUCAAGAUUCGACUUUGUCGAAGGAUGGGUGUUUUCGUCUUCAGCCCACGAAGUUCAAGAGAAAAGUGUUCGAUUUUGGCUCUCGUUAUCCACAUAUCUCUGGCUUCGUUGUAUUCUGCGACGGUGAUCAAUCCCAACUGCCGCUCUCGCUGCGGUUUUCCACAGUUCCUGAUAAAUCGGAAGAUCCAGCUUGUCUUGCGUAUCAGCUUGUCUCAGGAGGAGAAAUGAGCGGGGUCGAGGGAAACGUGCGGAGCUUGGUGAACCAGUCCACUCUGGGUUUACUACAUCUGACACGUCGUUGUUCGUUUGCCAUUCCGUCGGCCAGAAAAGGCCAGCCCGUUCAACUAUCGGCACUCAGCUGCGUGCAGACCACUGCUGCCUAAUCGUCAGCUACGUUGAGACGGCCGGGAACAUGCCGCCAUUGCAGUGGAUCGGUAGAAUCCUGGAUCUCGGAUAUGCGAUUGGCGAUGAAUGUUGGAUGACUACGACUUGAAUCCAUUGAAGGACUGUGGUCCGCAGGUGGCAGGAUUCAAAGUCGUACGUAUGCUCUCUCUUAACUGUCUCCAACAGGCGAACACACAUCACGGCAGCAUGUAGUUCGAGCUUCGGAAUGCUCAGUUGUUGGAGGGGUGCAACUCUGGUUUCCCCCAUCACGAAGUGACACUGGAUAGUCCAUCUUGAUACACAGGAACCUGGAGUAGGCCACUGCGCAGAAGGCCUCGACCGAGGCGUCACCGAAGACGUGGACUUGAAAUGUGGUCAGGCUGCUGUGCAUCGCUCGAUAGAAUCUCGGGUGUUUGAACGCAGCCAAAUCUGGUAAUUCGUCUUACCAUUCUCUAUACGGGGCUAGUUCGUCCUGACUGAUUUCCUCAUCCCAACCUCUUUUGGCGCAUCAUAGACUUUGGAGGAAUAUUUACGGCCUGAGGAUGUAUGGCGCGAUCAUUCCAAGGGGAUCGUAGAUGGUGGCGAUUGGACUCAGAACCUGUCUCUGCGUGGUCGCUGACUUUCGAUUUGGGUUCUUGAAAACGAAGUAUCCAAUUCUGUGUUCCAGGCUACUCCGAGUGCACGUUUGCCGGGGACUUCGUCGUUAAGGUUGAGUCCUUUUAAAGAAGGAGAGGGUUCACUUUCUGGUAUAAGGGCCAGCACGUCGCGUGAGUUGCCGCACCAUGUCGUUCGGCGGAAGCCGCCCCUUGCAAGCAACUCGGUAAGGUUCUCGUGGGUCUGUACUUCCGUGUUCUCGUCCUCUUCGAACUUGAAGAGAUCGUCCAUGUGGAAGUUCUUCUGGACCGUUCCUGCAGCUUCAGAAAUCCUUUGCUGUUUGGCGCAAUACAGGAGGCUUCGGUGGCGAAGUGGUUAGCGCACUUGCCUUUCACCUCUAAGGUCGUAGGUCCAAAUCUCAGUGAGAACUUUCUCAAUGCGACUUGAACCCAGUCCCCGUGUGAAAAGAGUAAAAGUCAACGCUCUGCCGAAAGUCGUGGGUUUUCUCCGGGUACUCCGAUUCCCUCCCACAGGGAAAAGCUGACAGGGUGGGUUAGGUAAAAGGGCCCGCAGAAAUAUGUGACGACGAAACUGAUAGACAUCUGGCUGCGAACUACGGUCUUCUCCUCUGAAGGGGGAAGCGACAUUGAAGACUCUUCGUACUUUGCCUUGUUUGUUUGGGGUUAAGGACGUGGGUGGUGAGGGAGGAACCACUGAUGUUUGACGGGAGCAGCUGCUUCCGGUGUAAGUUUCUUCGCAUAGCCUUUCUGUAAGUCAUUAUCAAUUGUUCCUUGAUAAGCGAAAGCGAGGUCUUUAUCUUUGUCCAGUGUUUUUUCCAGAGAGAGCAGCUGUUUCUCGGCCAGAAGAGUUUGUAAGUUUUACAUAACAUACACACAUACAUACGGUUGUUGGACAACGUUGCGUUCACUUCCUUCCACAGUAGACCCGAUUGAUAACGGUUAUCUACCUUCUUUGUUGUUGACUCAAUGAUUUCCAAGACUCGUUUGUCCUCGACAUUUCUGGGCAAUUCCUUGGCGUAUCUGCAGCCAAACGACUCCGUUUUCCACCUGGAGUCGAAGGUCUCGUCAGGCGUUGUCACGCGAACCUUCAUUGUAUGGUCUGGCCCUUCUAGUUUGUGGUCAGGUAAGUGCAAUGUCGCUGUCCAACCGAGAGCUGUCCGUACUGCUCGAGGAGCGCUUUUAGGACCGGUGCCUACCUCCAAAGGGACGAUAAGGUCGAACACGUCAGCUCCAAGGAGAACUGUGACACGAUUCCCAUCGAUGGGUGGCAGGGGAAGAUCAGCGAGAUGUGGCCAUCUUGUCUUUUCUUUAGGCAUUCAACUUUCAUCUUCGGUAAGUUGAUUCUCUCGACGAUUCUCGCUUGGUCAACUGCCCAUCGUUCGUUGGGAUUCUACGAGGAGCUAACGUCAUUUUCUCCGUGAGACCAUCCAAACCAAGUUCGUUAGCAAUAUCGUUUUGAAUUAGAGAACAAGUGCUCCCUAAAUCUAACAUUGCAUAAGUUCUCGCGGUCUUGGCCGGCCCGUGAAGCGUUACAGGGACAACUUGAAGGAGAACUUGCGAUUGGCGCUGCGAAUGCGAAGAUUUAACAUAUUGGUUGGCGUCUCCUUUUCCGAAGACUUGUUUUGUUAGGUGGACUAGUUCAUGAUGCUUUUCCUGGCAGCCGUCGGCAGCACAAGAUUUCUGCGAUCGACACUCGCGUAUACGAUGACCACUUUUCAGGCAACGGGAGCAAAGAUUUUCUCUUUGACAGCUUCGGCUCGUUCGUCGGGAGUAAAUGCUGCGAACUUCGGGCAUGAAGAUAUUGGAUGAUUGCCAUCUUCAAACAGGCAAGGCGUUGCUGGCUGUUCACCUUCGUGGGUGGCGUACGAGUUGGCAGGGGGUCGUCUCUUCUCCGUCGUUGUCUAUCCCCUCUGACUUUGCCAGCAGCGAACAGUGAUUUCAGCUUCGUGGGCUAUACUGUAGUUCGUAGGCUUCGGAUUGUUCCUGCAACCAAUCUCCGAGGGUAAUCAGCGUGGGGCGUACGAUCUUAUUUCGUAAUGUUCGUUCUAUUUCAAAAUCAUGGGUGACGGUAGUUUCUCAAUGUCCUACUUGACGUUGCUCGCAGCUUUCAAGUCAUCUAGGUAGCCCAGUCCUGGAAUGUCCAAACAAUAUUGUUAAUUACGGUGGAGAAUGCCGUAACACUACCAGCGUCGUCCUCUGCAACUGUGGCCACCUUCAAACGUUUGUCCAGAUGGGCUUGGAUGACGAUAUGAGGUUUUCCAAAGCGGUUUUCCAAACACUUUAACGCUUGGUGGUAAAGGUUCCCGUUGUAGCGAAAGCCGGCAAUUACGGAUUUCGCCUUUCCAACAACGUUCUGUUGAAGGUGGGUCAUUUUUUCGGAAGGUGACAUCUCCGACCGGUGAAUGACUGCUUCGAACAUACCGAGCCAAUCUGUCCACUUUAGAGAGUCACUGGCGAACUUCGUAAGCGUAAGGUUUGGUAUAGAUUUAUGGUAUGAUGGAUGAGUUAGGAAUGUUUAGACGAGGGUACAUAUAUACUCAGAGCAUUCAUAACUUAUUUAGUCGUCAGUCACAUCUAGCAGAAGAAGACGGGCCUUUAGUCUUCCUUGGUAAGUGCAGUAGAGCUUUAAUGGACAGUAACAACCCACUCACAUUUGAAGAAGCCUGGGUGUCAUAAAAAGUUCUUGAAAUAAUAAUGGGCUAUUUAUAGAUUAAUUGAACAAUAUCUAAUGACACUACAGGACCGGUUGCGAGUAAGGGUACCUCCACUCACUACACGGCAAAAAACGCCGAGCCCGCUGCUCAACAGGAUUGUACAAUGUUUUGCUGCCCACGUUGUUCACACUUGUCAACAACAUUGAACAAUAUUGUUGAGCCUGAAUCGGGUGUAACAAUAUUGUUCAAUAUUGUUGACAACUAUGAACAAUGUGGGCAGCAAAGCAUUGUUCAAUCCUGUUUUCAUCAGUAUUGCAACAACCUGAUCGUUUUUUGCCGUAUAGUAGCAAAUACUCGCAAGUGGAACGAACACUCGUUUCGUUGAAGGGGCGAGUCAUUCCCGCAAUUCUCACGCUGCCAACGUAUUCGCCCCCUAAUUUCCCACGUCCGCCCGGAGUUAGUUCUUAGCCCCACGGUUUCGUAUUGUGGUCCUUUAUAUAUAUAUUUUUUGUUUAGGUUGGCUCCUUAGUUGUUGGCCAACAUGGUAUAUUUUCCACACCAGCGGUAUCUUGUACUAUCAGAAAAAGAUCUGCUAAAGGUGAGCUGUGUCUCAAACAGUUGUCAAUCAAUGAUCCAAAACUUUUGUUACAGUUACGUUUUUGGCAGUAAAAGAACAAAUGAAUGUGCACUGUAGAGUUUUUAGACUGCUUGCAGAGCAACCAACUGCAUAAAUAUGAUAUUAUACGUUAGACACCAAAAUUAAUAUAGUUAUACGUACUGAAUCAUGCAAGCUUGCGCGUCAUAACCUCUAACAUCUAACCAAUAUAUGUAAAGACGUUACUUAGAGGAGAUCGCUUAAGUAAAAUGCGUAGUCAUGUGGCACUCGUAUAACUGAUUUUUAAUUUUGUUUGCUACUUUAGCGGGAAUUGUUCUGUCAGCUAGUCAUAAUCCUGGAGGACCAAGUGGGGAUUUUGGUAUUAAAUUCAACACUUCAAAUGGAGGUGCCAAACUAUUUAAGUUAUGGAAAGUAACUUUAAAUUAUUAUAUGCUCUUCUAAAAUCGCACGCACCCCAAUGCGCAACAUACUGUAAAAGCUUUCUAAAUUUUGUUAAACGAUAAACCCAAUCGUGAUUAACAUAUUGUGUUCUAAUAAUUAUACUGAAUAAAUGAAUUUAGUAAUUAUUAUCCCUUUACGUUGCUCUCUCAUGUUCCCUACUUUGUUAUUUUACUCUCUUUAACCCCCGAUUUCACUCGUCAAGUGGAAAGUACUGGAACUCAAUGGGUUAAUCAGACCGUCUUUCCAUUCGUUUGCCAUGGCAUUGCGCCUCAAUUUGUUUCUUACUCCCUCUAAAGGCUCGUUUACACUUGCAAUUUUCGAUGCGAUUUCUAGUGCGAUUUUCGUCUUCUGAUGCAUGUGAACGAGUGGAGGAGUUAUGAAUGAUACAAGUAUCUAUACUCUCAUCUGAACAUUCAUAACUUAUCUACUCGUUCACAUCCAUUAGAAGCUGACUCGUCCCCAGUCGUCUCUGUGUUUCAAGCGCGGGCGGAAGAAAAGGUAGCAAGGGUUAGCAAGGGCAUGCAGGCGAUGAGCACACGCGCUAGGAGCGCUGGGAAGGGGGAAAGGCCGCCUGCUUCCGCCCGCGCUUAAAAAACCUUGCGCAUACCUUUUCUUCCGCCCGCGCUUGAAACACAGAGACGACUGGGGACGAGUCAGCAUUAGAAGAAGAAAAUCGCACUAGAAAUCGCAGCGAAAAUUGCAAGUGUAAAUGGGCCUUAAAGGUCCGUUUACACUUGCAAUUUUGAUGCGAUUUUUAGUGCGACUUCCUUCCUGAUGGAUGUGAACGAGUAGAUGAGCUACAAAUGUUCGAAGUACAUGCAUGUACCCUCAUCUGAACAUUUAUAACUUAUCCACUCGUUCACAUCCAUCAGAAGACGAAAAUCGCACGUAAAAUUGCAGCAAAAAUUGCAGUGUAAGCAAGAGAAAGUGCUAGCGCUCGUGGGUUAUAUUAAUUGAACUCAGUUACAUGCAGUAGCUCCGAUGCAUCUAAUGUCCUUUAAAACUGUUAGAUGUUGACUGUUGUGAUUUACAUGUCGUGUACAUGUACAAAUGUACAAUUCGUUCGAUGAGAAUGCCUGCAAUGCCAUCACUUUUCAUUGAAUGAACAAAAAAUAGUAACAAUCAGUUACUUUUUAUCUAGCGCCAGCUCCAGAAUCAAUUACAAAUCAUAUUUUUCAACUGUCAAAAGAAAUAUCGUCGUACAAAAUUUGUGAAGGAAUAACAUUGGAUCUUUCAUCAAUUGGCAAGCAACAAUGGACAGUUGAAAAUAGAAAGCCCUUUUUCGUGGAAGUGGUGGAUUCUGUGCAAGAUUAUUUGGAAUUAAUGAAAGAAGUAUUUGAUUUUGUCAAACUGAAGCAAUUACUGUCUGCUGACAAUGCACCAAAGCUUCUUUUAAAUGCUAUGCAUGGAGGUAGGUUCUGUGUAGACUGCUGUAAUUUGCUACAAAUACUGCGUCUGCAUGAUGUAAAAUAAUAAUGCAAUAAAGGAAGAAUAUUUUAUGUAAUAUUUUAAAUCUUGCUUUUCUAUUAUGAAUGUAUAUCUUUCCUUUAAAUGAUACUAUUUUUUAUUCACUACUUAGGUAAGAGGUAUCAGCAAAAAUUCUUUGUUGAUCUCAAGGCAACUAGCUAUGAGAUAACGUGACUAUGAUUGUAUAUAUAUGCGUUGCCAUAGAAUCCCGAAAGUAUCCCGCCCCCUCCCCUCUUGCUUUCUGUUUUAUCCGCUAUUAGGGCCGAGUACUUACAGGAGGCGUUACUUUACAUGUAAUUUAUUCUUUUUUGUCCCUCCCUAAGUAGGAAAAUCAAUUUUCAAUACAUUCUAUUUAAUACGUAUACCAAACAAUUAAAUACCACCAUACAUGUUGUGCAUAUAACAUGCAACACCUGGUCAUAUAUAUGCACUGAAACAUGCUUGUACUUUGUUACGAAGGCCCGCAACUUACGCGGGAGCACUACUUUUGGAAAUUUUUUAAACAUUUGAAAUUUUCCACUAUUUUGGGGAUUGCUACUUUUGGAGGGGCCGCCACAUGGGAUUUUCUAGUAAUUACUGAAUGCCUUUGAAGGCAACUAGAAUAAUUCGAAGUAUACACGGAAUUUAAUGAGCAACUAUAAUUUUUUUAAGCUCUGAAGUUAAAAACGAAGCAAUUGAGGUAAAAAUACCCAAACUUAAUGCUCUGUUUUUCUUUAGUAACUGGCCCGUAUAUUAAAAGAAUUUUUGUAGAAGAACUGGGUGCACCAGUGACGUCACUCAUUAACUAUAUUCCUAAAGAAGACUUCGGAGGUGAGAUGUUCUGUUUGCAUGUACAUACCCUAAUAACAAUAGGGCAUUUAUUGUACAAUACAUAGAGCAUGUUAAACGUUGGGGACAAGAUAUUGAUAUUGAUUUCAAUUUUCUAUUUUAACGUAUUAUGUUAAUUAGGCGUUCUUGUAGUUGUUGGAUCAUAGAGCCUGCCGCACACGAGAAAAACUGUGGCGGCUAACUCAGCUAUGAUAUAUAUAUAUAUAUAUAUAUAUAUAUAUAUAUAUAUAUAUAUAUAUAUAUAUAUAUAUAUAUAUAUAUAUAUAUAUAUAUAUAUAUAUAAAAACUGUGGCGGCUAACUCAGCUAUGCUUAUAUCACCGCACACGUUGGGAAAACUACUCAACAGCAACGUCGUUGAUAAGAUCGUUUGCAUUCCCCUCCAUUGUCACCAUUUUGAUCAAUGUCACGUGAAGAAACUAUGGGUUCUCAUUGACUAGUUAAUUCAAGCAACUCAGCACGAAGCUCGUAUAACAUCCGCAGACUUUGAUAUUUUUUCCUCGCGAGGUGAAAAAUAUCGAACACAUAGAUAUUUUCCUUGAGUCCUCGAGAGGUUAAAUCCUCAUGAAAACUAUCCACACACGAGAGAAAUAUGCUGAACUAGCCGCCACACGAGGCGGUUAGCUCAGCAACUUUCUCUCGUGUGUUGCAGGUUUAAAUAGAUUCAGGAUCCUAAACUGCAGUUAAAUAAGUAUCGUUGUAUCAAUAAAUUAGUAUCUCCUUGUUACCAGGUCACCAUCCUGAUCCAAACUUAACUUAUGCCGCUGACUUGGUGGAAAUACUCGAGAGAGGGGAACACGAUCUUGGUGCGGCAUUCGAUGGAGAUGGGG
Paramuricea clavata is the source of this 11701-nucleotide messenger RNA. The record is from the annotation of a GenBank genome assembly. NCBI's taxonomy places the organism in Eukaryota, Metazoa, Cnidaria, Anthozoa, Malacalcyonacea, Plexauridae.